AUGGGACAAAGACAUCAACUCUUCGUGAUUGCCAAGAUAAAUGGGCGAUACCGUGGAUUAGCAGCAAUACACCACCAAUGCCUCUGGGGCGCUAGCGCUCUUCAAGUCUGUCUAAAUAUCCUCAAAAUCUUGCAAUCUCCGGCCAACAGAAUCGCAUUAUCGCAUGAACUUCGCCAUGCAACUCGCCUUAAAGAGGAAGAUUGGGCGCGGAGAAUUGGAUUCGCAAAAGUUUCUGUGGCCGAUAUCCCAUUCCCUUUAUUCUUACAUGUUUGGUUGUCGGAGCUGGCCUCAGAGCAAAGGAUAGUUAUCAUGCUCGAGUCCACAAUCUUCCUUUCAAUCUACCAUUUCAUGGAAGCGAUAACAACGACGGAAUUACGCGACGAAGAGGAAGACGGGGCUCCCCCAAAGCCCCCCGCCAUGACCCCGCUUACUGGACCCCAAUAUCUUUGGGGAUAUUAUAGAAGAGAUUACCAAUCGAAUCAAGAAAAAUUCCAAGAUCUGGUUGAAAGCUUUCAAGCUUUGCCGCUAAUUGAUGGGAAAGCUCUGUAUAGUGCAUGGCCUAACAGCUCGUGGAGGAUAAUGGUACAGGGUGGCGGGGAGAGUGAAUGGAACCGUGUUGAACAAGUCGUGGCAGAAGAAAAAGUUUCUGGGCAGAAGAAAUCGAAUUUUGUAAAUUCUGAAAUUUCAAGCCUCAAAGCAUUCUCUCUUGUCAAGGUUCUGAACUCAGCAAUUGCAAGUUCACCCUCCGAACUUCCGCAGAUUCUUGAAAGGGCAUCGCUCCUUUGGGACUUCUAUCCUGCCGCCAAGGCAAAGCUAUAUGCUGAUCCUGCCGAUGUGUCGAAUUUUGCAUCGGCACGUCGGAUUUUGAGAAGUAUUCUUAGAAAUGAAAAUAAAAUAGACCUUAGUCCCUUCGAACUGACUACCGAGCAAAUUUCAGAAGUAUUGGAGGAAGCAUUUAAAGAUCCGAUGGAUGUGGUUAGUUUGAACUUGUCUGGAAACCUCAACAUCACCGAACCAUUUCUCAAAGGAAUCUUGAUCAAGUUUCCUAGACUUGAAACAUUGUAUCUUUUGAAUACCCCCCAAAUUUCUUUGGAGAAUAAGAUUGGGCUAUUAAGAGGAUCUACAAUUCAACUUUACGACACGGAGCUUCUUGCAUUGCCAUUUGUGGAGAAAGAUGACGGGAUGACGCACGAGUUCAAAACAUUUGAGCCAAGAUUAAUCCCGCUUUAUGGUUACAUCAAACCAGUCAUUCAUCAAAUGAUCAUAAUGGCAUGCUGUAGUACAGAACUGGUCCCGCGCGACACAGAUGGAGGCCUCAAUAUCGAGUCUAUGUUUGAGAAAGGCAUAUUAUUGGACGCUUUUGGUCGAGACCAUUCUUGUAUACCUUUUGGAGAAGUAAAUCUCAAGCCAUCUGCGUUGAUAACCGGGAUUGGUCAAUACGUACAUUAUGUAAUGAACCAGCAGCGGUAUCUUGACAUUGGAAUGAUGAAUCCUCCAGCAUUGAAUAUCGCAAAGCAAUUAGCAAUGCCUCAUACUUUCGAAGAUAACGAGAAUUCAUUUGGAGUUGGUACCAUCUCUGAGUAUUUCUACCAUACGCCAAACGACAAUUGGUCUCUAUCCCAUAUUGGAGGGUGGUGGAAGAAAUAUUCUAAAAUUGCUCCAGGUGAAUGGACUUUAGUUCUGAUUGGGGAAACUGAUCGUUGGGACGGCCCAAAGGAGGAAUGUGCAAAAGUGCGAUACGCUUUUGUGAGCGCUGCUCCUCCCACAGAUACUGAAGAUCCAACUCUAGACUCAUAUGUUCCGAAAUUUAUCAUCCGGGAUUUUCGUGGAUUCCUUGACAGUAUUAUUUCUGAUGUGUCAGAUCAACAACAGAUCUUAGAAAUCUAG
Molecule: messenger RNA, 1887 nt
Organism: Botrytis porri
Lineage: Eukaryota; Fungi; Ascomycota; Leotiomycetes; Helotiales; Sclerotiniaceae
Exons: 4
Coding region: 1-1887 (628 amino acids)
Source: RefSeq, a predicted model, not a curated record